Messenger RNA from Suillus paluster, 1656 nucleotides. RefSeq lists its product as uncharacterized. Bases 257 to 1384 code for a protein of 375 amino acids. Lineage: Eukaryota; Fungi; Basidiomycota; Agaricomycetes; Boletales; Suillaceae. The transcript has 7 exons. The record is from RefSeq and is a predicted model, not a curated record.
GUUGCAACAACGGAUCAAAAUAUGAUACCAAGCAACAGCGGCAACGUUAGAUUCUGGAAGGCUUCCGAAGGCACAACAGUCUUUUUCUUCGUUCCGUUGUCUUCGUCUAAAGCGCACUCAAGACGCUAAUCCCCACUCAUUUGUGAUCGUCACUCAUUUGAAUUAUCUUGGCCUGACUUCUGGCCUCUUCUAGCUCCUUGCUAUAUUAUAAUUAGCCUUUAUUUGAACCUUCGCUGUUGGCGGAAGCAGGAGACCCAUGGUGGUCUCAACUCGCUGCAAAUGUCCCCAUAGCCAACAACUACUCAUUCCGUACCUAACCUUCGCUGCUCUCGCAAGCACCCUGCUACAGGGAGCUAUGGCACAGACCACGUACCCCAUGGCUGUUCAACAACUUCAACGUCUUCAAGAUCCUAAUGUAAUUAUCGACAGCACGAACGGUACCACCGUGGUUUACAGCCCACUCACUGGAAAUGAAAUCCCUCAAGGACUCGCAACCGAUGGCAGCGGUAGUGGAUUCUCACUGCCUGCUGUCUUGUGGAUUGUGUUCUCGUUCACCAUUGGCGUUCCGCUCGUGCUAGCCGGCUUUCGGGGCUGGCGCCUCACCACCGGUACAGCCAUAGGCCUAUCUGUUGCUGUCGCAUCGUGGUCUGUUUUUGUUAAUACAUUAGACAACGUUGGUAUUUCGGACAUUACCUUGACGGUUCUAGUUCUUGCACUUUUUUGCCGCAUGGCAGGGGUCCUCCAGUUAGGCAUACAGGGUGGCUUCGCCAUCGGGAUACGGAUAGUUUUAUUACGCAGCCUUCUAUUGGUACCCGACCCCACUGCGUUCUUCGUCAACUGGCUACUCGUUGGAUUCUGCGGCCUCACGACUGCAGUUCUUGUCAUUUGGAAACAGCGAGCUGGACUGCUUCUAGGAUCGGCGUCGGUCGGGACUUUCUUUUGCGCUCUGGGGACUGACUUGGCUAUUAAUCAGCAAUCUGGCAUGAGUCGGGGCCUCAGAUAUUUGAUUGACAGAAACAGAUAUCACGUCCUGGACACUGUGACUAAUGGGUACUUUCCGCCCACGACUACAUUGGUUAUCAUUGCGCUCUCCAUUGCAUUGACACCUGCUUUCGCAUACGCCCAGCAUAAGAUGUUUAGGGGUCCUUUCUGCCAAGUUCACGAUGAUGAUCUCGAGUCCCUUCGUGCAUCAAACGAGUCUCCAGCUGAACAAGAACCUAAAGCAUCUGGCGAGGAGACCCCUCAAACCACUCCACCAAAUACGCCUCCGCCUGCAACCCCUGUGUCGACUCCAUUACCUUUGAUGCCUUUCAGUAAAGAUGUUUGCCCGACGCAUUCUGUCAUAUCAGAAACCCAAAGCAAUGUGUUCGCGAACGACAGUUAACGUUCAUGAUAGACGCGUAUUCCGUUUAUAUUUCAACGGUUCCCUAAAUACCUUAGUAGUAGUCGCAUUUCAUACGUCGGGAACCUUAGCAUGCUCCAUGCUUUAUGGAUCAGAUCCACAAUAGACUCUCGUUUACUUGUCACUCAUCUGAUUCUGUAGCUCAUUGUGUGGCUGUGUCUCGACUUAGCCGUCACUGCGUUUGCAGGUAUCAUUCGGAAAUCCCUUGUAACUCUCAUGGGCAUAUCAAUGAUCCAACAACAUGAAGUAGUAUU